AGAUUGUUGACUUUUUUUUUCGGUUCACGAAUGAUCACGACAGCUUGUGAGUAGGAGUAGGUGGACAAGAGCAAUCAAUAAAAGUUAUUUUAAGUAAGUAGUUUCGUAAUGAUUAGUUAUUUGCCUUUGAAGAUGUUGGAUGAGUAGUGAUGUGGUUACUUAGGUCCUUUGCAUCGUAACAGUCUGUUAGGAAAAAAGAUGAGGACGGAGAUGGACGUGCCUGCUGCCCGUGCGGUUGUGCCCCUCCUUGUACGAGCUGUUGAUGUGAAACAAUCAAAUGGGCAUUGAAGGUUCUUCGAACAUUUUGUUCAGAAGCCGACGAUGACUACCACCAUGCUACCAAGAUGACUACAAAGGCGAUAGGGCAGUAGCGCUUAGCCGGUUUCCAUCCGCUUGGACGGCGGCCGUGCUCGUGCUCCUCCUGCUAUUUACUUUGUGACUACAUGAUGAAGAUGUUUAUGUUGUCUACUGAUGGGCAUCUUUAGCUGCUUUUUUCAUCCACGACGAACAUGUUCAAGUAAGUACUUAACUUAUUCACGACUGAGUUUGAUAUCACGAGACUUCUAGAAGUUUUUUUACCUCCAUCAUCUUGACUGAAUUAGAAAUGUCACUCUCGUCAAUUGCGUUGGAUAAGUCUUCUGUAAAAUUGUUCCACCGCCCCGAACGAAGUCCGUAGUCACACCCAAAGUCACGUACCUAUCGGUUGAAUGCUCGUACACCUAUACGUACUAGUUGUAGAUUGCUGCACUAACUUUUUCUGUAUGUCACAGAUUGAUCUAGUAUCUUGCUUUCAGAAGGAGCUUUUCGAAUUAGUGGAGAAGAUGAUGAUGCGCACUCGUACAGUUGCCGUCUCAUCUUUUCCACGACAAUCAACAAGCGAUUUACACCGAUUGGUGCUACUUUAAAUCCCAGGAACACCAUAAUAUCGUUAAUAUCCUUUAUAUUUAUCCCAGUUCCACACAAAGAACUGCUCUUAUAUAUAAAUACUACCUCUACUAGUUUGCAGCUAGUAGGAAUCCCAUAGUUGCAUCUGUACGACUGACCGCUGAUUGCAAACAAAGGAUUCCUUGUAUUCAGUUGUCUACAGCAGUCGGAUUCUUAGAAAAGUCUGGUGGUCCUGUCUGCUUCUUUUGGAGACACCGACUCGAGAAGGAUCUAGUGCUGUCGUCGACAGUUGUCCUCGGACGUCGUUGGGUUGAAGAACUCGCCGCUGCUAGACAAAGCUUCAUCCCUCUACGUGCUGCUCAGUUCGCAUUUCACUUUUUUUUUACAGUCUACGCAAAAACCGUC
This is a messenger RNA of Amoebophrya sp. A25, 1290 nucleotides long. The record is from the annotation of a GenBank genome assembly. NCBI's taxonomy places the organism in Eukaryota, Dinophyceae, Syndiniales, Amoebophryaceae.